This is a messenger RNA of Mugil cephalus (flathead mullet), 5855 nucleotides long. RefSeq names its product disks large homolog 4 (gene dlg4a). Gene Ontology annotation, molecular function: kinase binding. Bases 208 to 2607 code for a protein of 799 amino acids. The record is from RefSeq and is a predicted model, not a curated record. Gene Ontology annotation, biological process: AMPA glutamate receptor clustering; postsynaptic neurotransmitter receptor diffusion trapping; chemical synaptic transmission. The transcript is spliced from 22 exons. Lineage: Eukaryota; Metazoa; Chordata; Actinopteri; Mugiliformes; Mugilidae. Gene Ontology annotation, cellular component: postsynaptic density membrane; neuron projection; neuromuscular junction.
UAUCCAACGUGGAAACAACAUAUGGACCAACAUUGAGACAUUUAGACAGGUUUGAAAGGGGCUGCCCGCUUACUGACGGGCAUCACCGACCCCUCUCCAUCCCCCCCACCCCGCAGCUUCUGCGACUCUCGUCUAAUUGCACGGAGGCUCUGAGUCAAGUGGCGGCGGACGGUUUGUGCUGUGCACUCGGUGUGAGGCUCUGAACUGAUGUCUCUGCCUAUCAGGAAUUUAAAGUGUCUCUCGCCGGUCAUGUGCCAGUGUAAGGUCAUCUGCAGCAACCGGACCCUGUCUCUUAUGUUCGGGUGCAAGAAGUACAGGUACCAGGAUGAGGAGACGCCCCCCUUGGAGCACAGUCCAGCACAUCUGGCUCCAGGGAAAAGUGCAGAGAUGCUUCAUAUGAGCGACAAGAACCUUGCUGCCAUGGAGGCCAUACACGGCUACACACCGCAUACACAUAUCUCUCCUGUCAAGCCUGUGUUGAUGUCUACAGGACACACUCCAAUGUACACCUCCGCUGUUUCCACACUGGGAAAUACUCCUCCAGUGGUGGUGAACACUGACACACUCGAUGGCUCCCCAUACGUGAAUGGGACAGAAGGAGAAAUCGAGUAUGAGGAAAUCACACUGGAGAGAGGUAACUCGGGCCUGGGCUUCAGCAUAGCGGGGGGAACAGACAACCCACAUGUGGGUGACGACCCCAGCAUCUUCAUCACCAAAAUCAUACCGGGAGGAGCCGCAGCUCAAGAUGGACGUCUGAGUGUGAACGACUGCAUCUUAUUUGUGAAUGAUGUUGACGUAAGAGAGGUGACACAUAGCCAAGCUGUCGAGGCUCUUAAGGAGGCAGGUGCUAUCGUCCGCCUCUACGUUCUGCGCAGAAAACCAGCAGCUGAAAAAGUCACUGAAAUUAAACUAAUCAAAGGGCCUAAAGGAUUAGGUUUCAGCAUUGCUGGAGGUGUGGGAAACCAGCACAUACCAGGAGAUAACAGCAUCUAUGUCACCAAGAUCAUUGAAGGCGGGGCAGCUCAUAAAGAUGGGCGUCUGCAGAUCGGGGACAAGAUCUUAGCGGUGAACAACGUGUGUCUGGAGGAUGUGAUGCACGAGGAUGCGGUGGGGGCUCUGAAGAACACAGCCGAGGUGGUGUACCUCAGGGUGGCCAAGCCCAACAACCUGUUCCUGACUAACUCCUACAACCCUCCGGACCUCACCAGCACAUAUUCCCAUAUGGAUACUGAACUCAGCCACCCUAACUAUCUUGGAUCGGAUUACCCACAAGCCCUAACUCCCACCUCACCGAGUAGGUUUUCUCCUGUCCUGCACGGCAUGAUGGGAGACGAUGACAUCCCCAGGGAGCCUCGCCGAGUUUUGAUUCACAGAGGCUCAACAGGUCUGGGAUUCAACAUUGUUGGAGGAGAGGAUGGGGAAGGAAUCUUUAUCUCAUUCAUCCUGGCGGGGGGUCCAGCUGACCUUAGCGGAGAGCUGCACAAGGGCGACCAGAUCCUUAGCGUAAAUGGUGUGGACCUGCGCAUGGCCACACAUGAACAGGCAGCCGCAGCGCUGAAGAACGCUGGACAGACUGUAACCAUCAUUGCUCAGUACAGACCCGACGAGUACAGCCGUUUUGAGGCUAAGAUCCAUGACUUGAGGGAACAGCUGAUGAACAGCAGCAUGGGCUCUGGGACCACAACGCUAAGGAGUAACCCAAAGAGAGGCUUCUACAUCAGGGCUCUUUUUGACUAUGAUAAAACUGCGGACUGUGGCUUCCUCAGUCAAGCGCUGGGCUUCAAGUUUGGAGACGUACUGCAUGUGUUGGACUGCGGAGACGAAGAGUGGUGGCAGGCCCGUAAGGUCAGCCCCCAGAACGAGGCCGAAGAGGUCGGCUUCAUUCCCAGUAAACACAGGGUGGAAAGAAAAGAGUGGUCUCGUGUUAACACUAAAGAGAGGGACCAUGGUCGAGACAGCUUGAGCACUCAAGGGAGAGAUAAAAUCUCACACAGUUAUGAAACGGUUACCCAAGUGGAAGUGCAUUAUGCAAGGCCCAUCAUCAUUCUGGGUCCUGUGAAGGACAGGAUAAAUGAUGACCUGUUGUCUGAGUUCCCUGAUAAGUUUGGAUCUUGUGUCCCACACACCACGCGGCCCAAGAGGGAGUAUGAGGUCGAUGGGCGGGACUAUCACUUUGUGUCGUCACGGGAACAGAUGGAGAAGGACAUCCAGAGCCAUCGGUUCAUCGAGGCCGGACAGUACAACAGUCACCUGUAUGGCACCAGUGUCCAGAGUGUCCGUGAGGUGGCUGAGCAGCAGGGGAAGCACUGCAUCCUGGAUGUUUCUGCCAACGCAGUACGCAGACUACAAGCGGCUCAACUUCAUCCCAUCGCCAUCUUCGUCCGGCCCAAGUCACUGGAGAAUGUCCUAGAAAUUAACACUCGCCUGACAGAAGAGCAGGCCAGGAAAGGGAUGGACCGUGCCCUCAAACUAGAGCAAGACUUUCUAGAGUGUUUCUCAGCUGUCGUGGAAGGGGACAGCUUUGAAGAGGUCUAUCACAAAGUAAAGACAGUGAUUGAGGAGCAAUCAGGGCCUUACAUCUGGAUACCCACCCGGGAGAGGCUGUGAUGCUGCAGCCGCUCAACUGCCCCCCUCCCUCCUCUCACAGCCACCAUACCCACACCGCCGUUCACCCUCACAGCCGAGCCAGCCUGUCCGUCCUCCAGCAAUGUCAGUGCUUAGGCAAUCACUGAAAAUGACACAGAGAGACAAAUGCAUACUAAGACAAACACAGGAAGUGAGGAAAAGAACAAUACCAAAAAAACAAAAAGACUCUGAGACAGAUGUGAACAUAGCAACGUGUAAUUAAACGGAGAGGGACUGAGGGAAAAGACUUGACCAGUAUUUCUAUAUAACGAAGCAGGGCUAAACAUUGAGGCCGUGUUCACACUUGGCAUUAAAAUGCACCUACAAGUCAACGGUUAUAAACACAGCUGCAACUGCACUCAAAAGUGCAAAACUGAACACAGUGGUUUAGUGAAGCUAAAUAACUUGUAUAUGUACAUGUGUUGUCUCUGUUUAGAUGCAGUUUCCCACCAGAUAAACAGCAAAUGAAGUGAAGUCCAAAUGAUAAGUUAUUACUUGAGAUAGAUUUUAGAUACGUUUUAAUGCCAGGUGUGAACUGCCGCCCAUGUCAUCUGGAUUGUGACACAGUCUAGAUAUAUAUGGAUAAAAGACGUUAGAUCUGAGCAGAUUAGAGGUUGACUCAACACGGGGAUGCAGUAAGGCUGCUCAUCUCAAGUCUCAUGCCCCCUACAAAACACCUCCAUGCGCCAAUGUCUGAGAUGGAGGUCCUGAAAAAGACGCUGGCCCCUCUUUUUAUAUCACCUCCUGGCUUUCUGUCCUCCUCCUCCUGUCAGCUCUGCCUUGUUUCAGGACAGGAACGGGGGAAGACUGACUGAGAAGAGGGGGCCCAGGUGCUGCUGAGUCCCUCUUGACCAGGAGUCUUUUCUCUGCAAAGGCCCCCCCUUUUUUUGUGAAUUUCUUCUCGGUUCUGGGUGAGAACUCAGAAUAAACGCCCUAGUGACCAAGACUGACAUUUGUUCAAUCACCCAUGUUGAAUAUUGCGAGGCAUUAUUUAAAGGCAGUUCAAAUAAUUAUAAUGAUAAAAAAACUCAUAUGCUGAAUUUGUGCAUGCAUCUUCAAAGACAAUGUGUACGGGGGACAAAAAUGGAAAAAUGGGACAAAAAAAGGAAAAAAAUGAUGAAAAGGAAAAUCGAGUAAGUAAGGUAUGUUUCCUUCUCCAUCUUCUUAUUGUGGAGGAGUUUUUUUAGCAUGUCUCAUGAAGGAAGUAGAGAGACAUGAUAAUGUGCUAUGGUCUUGAAAGGCCCGUCCUGAGCACAGAUGCUCUGGCAUAUACAGUUUAGCCUCUACUCUCUUAUGCACACACACUCACGCUCCCUCACACACACAUAUACACCCUCACACCCAUCCAGUGACACACAGAUAGAGUCGUGACCUCAGCUGUAACCUAGCACACACCUCUAAAGGGGGACUGGCUAUUCCGACCUGCUAGUCGGAAUCCAGGAUGAAUGUUAUCUCUCUAGGCACAAACAGCCGAGCUCUUCGCUUCAUCGCACCACAGCCAACUCACUCACCGGUCACUCUUACAAAAGAUCCCUCUCAGCCGCAGACGUACACACCGUGUACGUGUCUGUGUGUGUACGUGCGUGUCAAUGUGUGUGCACAGAAUCGUGCGCAUUUACGCGUGAAACCUCCUCUGUGUGGGAGGAAUAUGUCUUCUUUUAUUCUCUCUCUUCCACUUUUCUCUGCUUCUUUCUCCCUCUUGUGUCCACACAAAUUAAAGCUAAGUCAUGUUUAACUGAUAAAUGGCCUAUAUAUAUAAAUAUAUAUAUAAAUAUAUAUAUAUAUCUUUUUUAUGACAAUUUCUAACGGGACUACGUCUGUAAAAAUCAACAUUUCCAAACAAUAUUCCAUUGAUUUCUUUGGGUAAUAUUGCAGUUUGGUUGUUGAAUUUACUCACAUUCCCAUUCUAUUGUUGUAAAACGCAGCAAAACAAAGCUACACAGAAAUAAGUGAAGCGUUCGAUGUAAAGCAGACCUCACGCCAGAGCCUGACGUAUUCGACAUGAUCUUGUAAAGAGACGAACUGAAACACAAUGCAGCUGUGUGUGUGUGCGCGCGUGUGUCUGUGUGACUGUGUAUUUGCUGCUUGUGUGUGCAAGUGGCAAGAAAGUAUGUGUUAUGUAUAAAUAUAAAUGAUGCCAUAUGAGAAUAUCAGUUCUAACAUCUACUGGUGAAUAUGAUAUGUAAUACAUAAAUGGGUGCCUGUGUGUGUGCCAGAGUGAGAGAGAGUGAGACACGCACAUGAAGAUGUAGUGCAAUACUGCUAUGAUGUUAUGCAAUGAAGAUGGUUUUAUGUGAUUUAAACAGUAUUUAUAAAGUUUGCCCUGGAGGUAUUAUUUGCUCCAGGUAUCAGCAGGACAAAGAUGGUGUGUUUAAGCAAAGCGACUCAACUUUGAGGUUUUAAGUGUCUGUAUUUAUUUAUGAUUUGUUCUAAGGUAGAAGUAUUGAUGACCAUUCAUAUUUGUUGUUUAUUUCUGCUUCUCUCAGCUCAAAGUGGAACAGCUGAGUGAAAUUGUGAAUGACAAGUCUCAUUUUUUUUCUUCAUAAUUUAUUAUUUAUUUAGAGCUGUUGCCAGUUCCAUCUUCAAGUCUGUAUAUUCUUUUUUCUUUUUCUUUUUUUCUACAUUGAGAGAGCUCUUGGGUCUUGGCCAGAAAUGCUGUAAAUACAACAGAGACGUCGGAUUGCCAUGUGGCUUUAGAUUUAAUCGUUCACACUGCUGAAUUGAUGCAGAAUCCAUCAGAGCCACAGCCCAGUUUCACUGCUCAAACAACAUCUCCACACUCCGGGUGGGCAACACACACACACACACACACACACACACACACACAUACAUGCACACACACACAUGUACACUCACACGCACACACAUGCACACACUCGACAAGGAUAUCGGCACGUCCACACAUGCAUUUACAUUAAUGAGAAUCACAAGAGCAAUGACACACAGAGGCACAUCCAUGAAUUGAAUAUGUUUUCAAUUUCUUUAUUUGAGGGUUCAAUGUAUUUCUUAAUAUCUCUCUCAGCCAUCCGUAUCAUAGUGUGAUAUUCCUUAUAAAGUAUAUGAAUUUUUACAGAAAAGACUGAUUACAAAGUUACAACAGAGUCAACUGAUGCAGAAAAAUAUAUUUAACAAUGACAAUAUCGAGCAAAAUAAAAUGUUCCAGUUCAGUGAAGCGCUUGUUGUAAAUUAGCUAUAAAAUAAUAAAAAUAAUUUAAAAUGCUUUCUGAAAA